GAGAGCUCCGAGAACGGGCACAAGAUCGCCUUCGACCCGCGCGACAUUAGCGAGAAUGUGGAAAGAAGCAAGCAGCCCAAGCUGACGCUGAUGGAGGAGAUUAUCCUCAUGGGCCUCAAGGACAAGCAGGGAUACCUCUCCUUUUGGAACGACAACAUUUCGUAUGCGCUACGAGGAUGCAUCGUCAUAGAAUUGGCGUUCCGAGGCCGCGUGAGCAUGCAAAAGGACUCGUCGCGGCGACGGUUUCCGCUCGCAGACCGGGUGAUUGAGGUGAUUGAUGACACGUUGACUGGAGAGGUGCUGCUGGACGAGGCGCUCAAGAUGAUGAAGUCGAGCGAGAAGAUGAGCGUCAACUCGUGGAUCGACCUCAUGAGCGGCGAGACAUGGAACCUGAUGAAGAUUGGCUACCAGCUGAAGCAAGUGCGCGAACGACUA
Messenger RNA from Exserohilum turcica Et28A, 435 nucleotides. RefSeq lists its product as uncharacterized. Gene Ontology annotation, cellular component: trans-Golgi network; Golgi cisterna; cytosol. The transcript is spliced from 3 exons. The annotation marks the transcript as partial. Gene Ontology annotation, molecular function: phosphatidylinositol-4-phosphate binding. Gene Ontology annotation, biological process: retrograde vesicle-mediated transport, Golgi to endoplasmic reticulum; Golgi vesicle budding; Golgi organization. NCBI's taxonomy places the organism in Eukaryota, Fungi, Ascomycota, Dothideomycetes, Pleosporales, Pleosporaceae. The record is from RefSeq and is a predicted model, not a curated record.